UUCUUUCUGUCCACAGGGGGCGACACUGCAGCCCCUGGAGCUGAACGGGUCAGGCUGAAAACGGUGCUAUAUCAUUAAUUUACUGGCUUUGUAGAAAAAUGAAGAAAAUGAUGAUGGAGACUUGGAGUGUAUGGUAUGUAUUGCUGAUCAGCUUGUUUCUGCCAAACUGCUCUGCCCACAAUGACUUCUAUACUUCUAUUGGCCAAAUGACAGAUCUGCUGUUUAUGGAGAAGGACCUGGUUAAAUCUCUGAAAGACUAUAUCAAAGCAGAAGAGAGCAAGCUAGAGCAGGUCAAACGUUGGGCUGAGAAAAUGGAGACACUAACAGCCACGGCUACAUAUGACCCUGAAGGUUUCCUUGGUCACCCAGUCAAUGCUUUCAAACUGAUGAAAAGGCUGAACACAGAGUGGGGUGAAGUAGAAGACCUGGUGCUUAGAGACAUGUCUGAUGGAUUUAUUUCCAACCUAACCAUCCACCGGCAAUACUUCCCGAGCGAUGAAGAUCAGGCAGGAGCAGCCAAAGCUCUGCUCCGACUUCAGGACACCUAUAAGCUAGAAACGCAUGCCAUCUCCACUGGAGAUCUCCCUGGUUUGUCUGCAGAUUUGCCAUAUAAGAGCACUCUGACAGUGGAGGACUGUUUUGAAUUGGGGAAGAUUGCAUACUCAGAAGCAGAUUACUAUCACACAGAGUUGUGGAUGACGCAGGCUCUGAGACAGUUGGAUGAGGGUGAGGAGUCAAACAUUGAUGCUGUGACUGUCCUGGACUACCUAAGUUACUCUGUAUACCAGCAGGGGGAGCUAGAGAGAGCCCUGGAGCAUACCAAAAGACUGUUGACGCUAGAUCCUGCUCAUCAGAGAGCCAAUGGCAACCUAAAAUACUUUGAAUACCAGCUGGCCAAGCAGAGAAAAGCAGAGAGGGAGCAGAAAGGAACAGAGGAGGAGAAAAAGGAGCGAGAGAACAGAGAGGUGGACAGGAAGGAUUUCCUUACAGAAAAGAAGAAAUAUGAGCAGCUUUGCAGAGGUGAAGGAAUCAGGCUGACCCCACGCAAACAGAGCCGGCUGUUUUGCCGUUUCUACGACAACAACAGGCACCCAUACUAUGUGCUGGGCCCUGUAAAACAGGAGGAUGAGUGGGACCAGCCACGCAUUGUACGUUUCCACAGCAUCAUCAGUGAAAGAGAGAUGGAAAAAGUAAAGGAACUAGCCAAGCCCAGGCUCAGGCGUGCCACUGUGCAUGACCCUCAAACGGGGCAACUCACCACAGCCCAAUACAGAGUCUCCAAGAGCGCCUGGCUAGCAGCCUAUGAGCACCCAGUGGUGGACCGCAUUAAUCAGAGAAUUCAGGAUAUUACAGGUUUGGAUGUCAGAACAGCAGAGGAGCUACAGGUGGCUAAUUAUGGUGUAGGAGGACAGUAUGAGCCGCACUUUGACUUUGGACGGAAAGACGAGCCAGAUGCCUUUAAGGAGCUGGGUACAGGGAACCGCAUUGCCACCUGGCUCUUCUAUAUGAGUGAUGUGGCAGCAGGGGGUGCCACAGUCUUCCCAGAAGUUGGAGCAGCAGUAAAGCCAAUAAAGGGUACAGCAGUGUUUUGGUAUAAUUUGUUCCCAAGUGGAGAGGGAGAUUACAGCACAAGGCAUGCCGCUUGCCCAGUACUUAUUGGCAAUAAGUGGGUUUCAAACAAGUGGAUCCAUGAAAGAGGUCAGGAGUUCAGAAGACCCUGUAGCCUUCAUAAGACAGACUGAUGAGAAUCUUCCUCAUCCUGCUUGUGUCCACUCUGUGGUUUAAAGACCUAUGAGAUACUCCUAAUUGAAUCCCCAGUCCCACCCACAUUUGCCUUUGUCAACCUAGGUCUGUCAUGUUUUAUGUUUUAUUUAAAUGUGUGUCUGCCAGCAGAUGCCAUUGGUGCCUUUUAUCAUUGCUCAAAAUAGCUGCAGAGAAGAACUGUCACUUAUGACACUCCAUCUUUCCAGAUCUUAAUAUAGCUGAGGUACUCUAGGGAAAAUCUCAAACUUCAGGACAGCAUCCACAUGGUACCAGAUUUUAUUGAGCUCACAAAAAUAAGACAUUUCAAACGUAAACCUAUUUCAUCUCAACAUUUCUUGUGUAAAAAGACUACUCUGGAGUCCUGAAGUUGGAUUAUAGCUACAAGUGUGAUAAAUUCUUUUAGCUGAGGCAAUGGAGUACUUUGCAAUACCUUUCUCUCUGUGCGUGCGCGCAUACGCACAUGUUUGUGUGUGUCUGUCUCUCUCACUCACACACGCACCAGUCUGAUGCCAGGGCAUUGUAUAAGGCUUCACUUGCACUGAGGUCAUUCACACAGGGGCAAACAGAUUGUCAUGUUUAAAAUCAAAGGUACACUGUAUAUUUGAGGUCUCUUUCCUCAAGUGAAACCAGGAUUUAAAAAAGAAUAAAGUGCCCAAGAAAUACUCGUUAUAUAAAUCUUUUGUUGCAAACAGCGUAUGAAAUGCACUAAAACUAGUUUUCUUGUACUAUUGACCAUUACAGUGGCUCACACCAGGGUUUGCUAGCAGAGAAGGAAAGGAUGUAUUAGCAUUUUGUCAUCUCAAAAUCUUUCUCUUUGUACUAAUGGUGAGACUGUAACAUGACUCCAGUUACAUUCUCUUACUCCUGUUAUCUGAUAAAGAAAUGAAAGCCUCUAUUUAUGCAUCAUUUCACAUUUUUUCACUCCAGUGAUAUAAGAUUUGUGGUCAAAUGCUGUAUCAGUGUGUGAACGUUGUUUACUACAGUACAAAAAUAAAGAAUUUGCUGAUCUGUUUGUUUA
This is a messenger RNA of Neoarius graeffei (lesser salmon catfish), 2782 nucleotides long. RefSeq names its product prolyl 4-hydroxylase, alpha polypeptide I a (gene p4ha1a). Gene Ontology annotation, molecular function: L-ascorbic acid binding; protein binding; procollagen-proline 4-dioxygenase activity. Gene Ontology annotation, cellular component: endoplasmic reticulum. Gene Ontology annotation, biological process: peptidyl-proline hydroxylation to 4-hydroxy-L-proline. The coding region runs from base 99 to 1742 and encodes 547 amino acids. The record is from RefSeq and is a predicted model, not a curated record. NCBI's taxonomy places the organism in Eukaryota, Metazoa, Chordata, Actinopteri, Siluriformes, Ariidae. The transcript is spliced from 15 exons.